AUGGCUCUUGAAGGUACGGUUCCUCCAAACCUGGGUAACCUCUCAUUUCUUGUUUCCCUCGACCUCGGUAACAACUCGUUCAGUGGUCAUUUGCCUAAUGAAUUAGUUCAUCUGCGUCGAUUGAAAUUCAUGAAUUUAAGUUUUAACAAAUUUAGCAGACAGCUUCCGUCAUGGUUGGGUGCCUUGACUGAACUGCAAGAGUUAAUUCUUCGUAACAAUAGUUUUAUAGGUACUAUCCCACCUUCCUUCUCUAACAUGUCGAAGCUAGAAAGCUUGCGUUCAUAUUCCAAUUUUAUACGGGGAAUGAUUCCGCAAGAGAUUGGAAAUCUUCUGAACUUGAAGAAUUUGGACGUGGAAAAUAACCAGCUUAUAGGCCCCCUGCCACUCACCAUCUUCAACAUGUCGUCACUGCAAAUUCAUUGCUUUCACAAGGAAUGGCAUAUCUGGUAA
Cornus florida is the source of this 450-nucleotide messenger RNA. Its product is annotated as receptor-like protein 43. The coding region runs from base 1 to 450 and encodes 149 amino acids. Gene Ontology annotation, molecular function: protein binding. The transcript has a single exon. Lineage: Eukaryota; Viridiplantae; Streptophyta; Magnoliopsida; Cornales; Cornaceae. The record is from RefSeq and is a predicted model, not a curated record.